AUGGCGGAGGCGUUCUUCGCCCGGCUGCCGCCCUCGCGGCUGACGGCGCUGGAGACCGAGCUCCGGGACCUCCUCCUCAAGGCCGCCGCGGUGGCCGAGAGGCUGCUGCCGAGGGCGGGCACCGUGGCGCUGCAGGAGACGCGCGGAUACCUGGGCAGGUGGUCCUCGCCACGUCGGAGGAGGGCCUGGUCACGCUGGCGUCUUCCGGAGGCGCCGAAGGCCCUGAGGCCGCAGUUCCCGGUGAAGCCGGUGGCCAAGGCCUCGGCGGCGCCCCCCUCUGGCAGCACCGCCGCGGCCGAGGCAUUCUUCAGCCGGUUGCCCCACGACUCCUUCACGCAGACGGAGGAGGCCCUCCGCUCCGCGCUGAAGGCGCUCCUGGCGGAGCGCGGGCCCCUGCCGGUGUCGCAGGCGGCGGCCGAGCCCGCCGUGGCCAGCGCCGCCAAGGCGACCCUGAUUCGAGCUGUGACCCUGGCAGAUUGGGUGGAGCGGCGCAUCGGCGGCGAGGUGCAGGCCGUCCUGGACGAGAAGGGCGGCCGCGUCCUCCAGCUGGCGCGGCACGACAAGUCUAGAGGUCGGGGCAGCAGCCUGCUCGUGGCCGAGGCUCGGCGAUUGGGCAUUCGACUGAUACUGGUCUCAGACACGCUUGGUAUCUAG
Messenger RNA from Prorocentrum cordatum, 654 nucleotides. Lineage: Eukaryota; Dinophyceae; Prorocentrales; Prorocentraceae. The record is from the annotation of a GenBank genome assembly.